AUGCCCGGGAUCGUGGUGUUCCGGCGGCGCUGGUCUGUGGGCAGCGACGACCUGGUGCUGCCGGCCAUCUUCCUCUUCCUCCUGCACACCACCUGGUUUGUGAUCCUGUCCGUGGUGCUCUUCGGCCUGGUCUACAGCCCGCACGAGGCCUGCUCCCUGAACCUGGUGGACCACGGCCGCGGCUACCUGGGCAUCCUGCUGAGCUGCAUGAUCGCCGAGAUGGCCAUCAUCUGGCUGAGCAUGCGCGGGGGCAUCCUCUACACGGAGCCCCGCGAGUCCAUGCAGUACGUGCUCUACGUGCGCCUGGCCAUCCUGGUGAUCGAGUUCAUCUACGCCAUUGUGGGCAUCGUCUGGCUGACCCAGUACUACACCUCCUGCAACGACCUCACCGCCAAGAACGUCACCCUGGGGAUGGUCGUCUGCAACUGGGUGGUCAUCCUGAGCGUGUGCAUCACCGUCCUCUGCGUCUUCGACCCCACGGGCCGCACCUUCGUCAAGCUGCGGGCCACCAAGAGGAGGCAGCGCAACCUGCGCACCUACAACCUGCGGCACCGGCUGGAGGAGGGCCAGGCCACGAGCUGGUCGCGGCGGCUCAAGGUGUUCCUGUGCUGCACACGGACCAAGGACUCGCAGUCAGACGCCUACUCGGAGAUCGCCUACCUCUUUGCCGAGUUCUUCCGGGACCUGGACAUCGUGCCCUCCGACAUCAUCGCUGGCCUGGUCCUGCUCCGGCAGCGGCAGCGGGCCAAACGCAACGCCGUGCUGGACGAGGCCAACAACGACAUCCUGGCCUUCCUGUCGGGGAUGCCCGUGACCAGGAACACCAAGUACAUCGACCUCAAGAACUCGCAGGAGAUGCUGCGCUACAAGGAGGUCUGCUACUACAUGCUGUUCGCGCUGGCCGCCUACGGCUGGCCCAUGUACCUGAUGCGGAAGCCCGCCUGUGGCCUCUGCCAGCUGGCCAGGUCCUGCUCGUGCUGCCUGUGCCCCUCCCGGCCCCGGUUUGCGCCCGGCGUCACCAUCGAGGAAGACAACUGCUGCGGCUGCAACGCCAUUGCCAUCCGGCGCCACUUCCUGGACGAGAACCUGACGGCCGUGGACAUCGUCUACACCUCCUGCCACGACGCGGUGUACGAAACCCCCUUCUACGUGGCAGUGGACCACGACAAGAAGAAGGUGGUGAUCAGUAUUCGGGGAACCCUGUCCCCCAAGGAUGCCCUGACGGACCUGACCGGUGACGCCGAGCGCCUGCCGGUGGAGGGCCACCACGGCACGUGGCUGGGACACAAGGGCAUGGUCCUCUCGGCCGAGUACAUCAAGAAGAAGCUGGAGCAGGAGAUGGUGCUGUCCCAGGCCUUCGGGAGGGACCUGGGCCGCGGGACCAAACACUACGGCCUGAUUGUGGUGGGCCACUCCCUGGGCGCAGGCACCGCCGCCAUCCUGUCCUUCCUGCUGCGCCCCCAGUACCCGACCCUCAAGUGCUUCGCCUACUCCCCGCCGGGCGGCCUGCUGAGUGAAGACGCCAUGGAGUACUCCAAGGAAUUCGUAACGGCCGUGGUUCUGGGCAAAGACCUUGUCCCCAGGAUCGGCCUGUCCCAGCUGGAGGGGUUCCGCAGACAGCUCCUGGACGUCCUGCAGCGGAGCACCAAGCCCAAAUGGCGGAUCAUCGUGGGAGCCACAAAGUGCAUCCCCAAGUCGGAGCUGCCCGAGGAGGCGGAGGUGACCACCAUGGCCAACACGCGGCUCUGGACGCACCCCAGCGACCUGACCAUCGCCCUGUCGGCCAGCACCCCCCUCUACCCGCCUGGCCGCAUCAUCCACGUGGUGCACAACCACCCCGCCGAGCAGUGCUGCUGCUGCGAGCAGGAGGAGCCCACGUACUUCGCCAUCUGGGGCGACAACAAGGCCUUCAACGAGGUGAUCAUCUCCCCGGCCAUGCUGCACGAGCACCUCCCCUACGUGGUCAUGGAGGGGCUCAACAAGGUGCUGGAGAAUUACAACAAGGGGAAGACGGCCUUGCUCUCUGCUGCCAAGGUCAUGGUGAGCCCCACCGAGGUGGACCUCACUCCCGAGCUCAUCUUCCAGCAGCAGCCGCUGCCCACGGGGCCCCCCGUGCCCGCCGGCCUCGCCCUGGAGCUGCCCCCCGCAGACCACCAGAACAGCAACGCCAGAAGCAAGUCCCAGUCGGAGAUGAGCCUGGAGGGCUUCUCGGAGGGGCGGCUGCUGUCCCCAGUGGCUGCGGCCGCGGCCGCGCGCCAGGACCCUGUGGAGCUGCUGCUGCUGUCCACGCAGGAGCGGCUGGCGGCUGAGCUGCAGGCGCGGCGGGCGCCGCUGGCCACCAUGGAGAGCCUGUCGGACACGGAGUCGCUGUACAGCUUUGACUCGCGCCGCUCCUCGGGCUUCCGCAGCAUCCGCGGCUCGCCCAGCCUGCACGCCGUGCUGGAGCGCGACGAGGGCCACCUCUUCUACAUCGACCCCGCCAUCCCCGAGGAGAACCCGUCCCUGAGCUCCCGCACCGAGCUGCUGGCCGCUGACUCGCUGUCCAAGCACUCCCAGGACACCCAGCCCCUGGAGGCCGCGCCGGGCAGCGGGGGCGCCACCCCCGAGCGGCCCCCCAGCGCGGCAGCCCGCGAGCGGGGGCAGGAGGAGGGGGGCGGCGGGGGGGCGCCCCGCGGCGGCGAUGGCGGCGGCGGGGAGCUGGCGCUGCACAACGGCCGCCUGGGGGACUCGCCCAGCCCCCAGGUGCUGGAGUUCGCCGAGUUCAUCGACAGCCUCUUCAACCUGGACAGCAAGAGCGGCUCCUUCCAGGACCUGUACUGCAUGGUGGUGCCCGAGAGCCCCACCAGCGACUACGCCGAGGGCCCCAAGUCGCCCAGCCAGCAGGAGAUCCUGCUCCGGGCCCAGUUCGAGCCCAACCUGGUGCCCAAGCCCCCGAGGCGCUUCGCGGGCUCGGCCGACCCCUCCUCGGGCAUCUCGCUGUCGCCCUCCUUCCCGCUCAGCUCCUCGGGGGAGCUCAUGGACCUGACGCCCACCAGCCUCAGCAGCCUGGACAAGAUCCGGACUCCCUCCCCACCCGGCCGGGGGGCCGGCCCCGCCCAGCAGGAGGACCUGGCCAUCUCGGCACGCUAG
Messenger RNA from Pipistrellus nathusii (Nathusius's pipistrelle), 3129 nucleotides. The record is from the annotation of a GenBank genome assembly. NCBI's taxonomy places the organism in Eukaryota, Metazoa, Chordata, Mammalia, Chiroptera, Vespertilionidae.